This is a messenger RNA of Oryza brachyantha (malo sina), 784 nucleotides long. RefSeq names its product 30S ribosomal protein S16-2, chloroplastic/mitochondrial. Gene Ontology annotation, biological process: mitochondrial translation. The record is from RefSeq and is a predicted model, not a curated record. The transcript has 3 exons. Gene Ontology annotation, cellular component: small ribosomal subunit; ribosome. Lineage: Eukaryota; Viridiplantae; Streptophyta; Magnoliopsida; Poales; Poaceae. Gene Ontology annotation, molecular function: structural constituent of ribosome. Bases 115 to 528 code for a protein of 137 amino acids.
CCCUCCCUCUCCGACCUAAAACCCUCGCCUUUUUGUCGAGAGCUCCAGUCGUCCGGAGGGGAGGCCGAGCGAGUGACCGGAAGCCGCGGGGGAGUCCGUGUCUGUGGAGGGGGGAUGGUGGUCCGGAUCAGGCUGGCGCGGUUCGGGUGCCGCAACAGGCCCUUCUACCGGGUCAUGGCCGCCGACAGCCGCUCCCCGCGCGACGGCAAGCACCUCGAGGUCCUCGGCUACUACAACCCUCUCCCUGGGAAGGAUGGUGGCAAGAGGAUGGGGUUAAAAUUCGACCGAGUGAAGUAUUGGCUAUCAGUUGGAGCACAGCCAUCAGAUCCUGUGGAGUGCAUCCUCUUCCGAGCUGGAAUUCUACCUCCACCUCCCAUGCUAGCUAUGGGCCACAAGGGUGGGCCUCGUGACAGACAUCCCAUUGAUCCAAUGAUUGGGUGCCCUUUAGACCUUGAGGGUGUCAUGGUUUGUGACGAUCCUCAUGCUCCGGAAAGUGGUGAUGGAGCACCUAGCAAGGAGGCAGCAUAGAUGAGGCAUGAGAUUAUCUGUUUUAGCAUAUCAUGUGGUUUUUUUUGUUGCCUUUCUGAUGGAGAUUUGAACCUGUUAGUAGUAUGCUGUGAUCUUUCUAGCUGAGUGGCGUUGGAUCUCUACUUAAUGUGUGUCUAUAAAUCAAGCAAGAUUGUGUGACCUUAGUUGCAUUGCUUUCUACUACCUCCACUCCAAAAUAUAAGCAUUUAUAGGUUAUUUAUGAUAAGCUAAGGAGAUGUCAAAAGAUUUCAUUUUA